AUGCAACUGUCCUGCUCAGGCGCUUAUUCUAGCAUUACUUGGGAAGUUCAAAGGUAUGAUGGCUGGUACAAUAAUUUGGCAGAUCACGAUCGAGGGGCUGCAGAUGCGCCUCUGGUUCGUCUGUAUCCAGCGCAGUACAUGGAUGGGGUUUAUCUGGCCAGACAGGAGCCACACCUGCCCAACCCUCGGCAGAUCAGCACCACGGCCAUGAGCGGACAAUCCGGUCUGCUGUCCUACAAGAACAGAAGCGUUCUCUCCGUGGCCUUUGGUUAUCAUGUGUGGUCUGAGAUCUCCGAAUCCCGCAGGGCUGGUUGUCCACCAGAGUUCAUGCACAUCGAAGUCCAAAAAGACGAUCCUGUUUUUGCCUCCAACUCUUCCCAGCCUGUGCUGCUUCAGUUCCAGAGGGCAGACUGGGACACGAGCACGGGCAAAAGCCCCAACAACCCCCGGACACAGGUGAAUCACGUGACAGCGUGGAUCGACGGUAGCUCCAUCUAUGGAUCCUCCAGCUCAUGGACUGAUGCCCUGAGAGAGUUUUCUGGAGGACGUUUGUCUUCAGGUUCCUCUCGGGACAUGCCGAGGCGCAGUAGCAGUGGGUACCUGAUGUGGAGCUCACCAGACCCCAGCAGCGCCCCUGACUCCGGCUUUCAGGAGCUCUACGAGUUCGGGAAUGCCUGGGCCAAUGAGAACAUCUUUUCAGUCACUGAGGGAAUUAUUUGGUUUCGUUACCACAAUUACCUGGCCUCCAAACUGCACGAGGAGCAGCCCUCUUGGUCAGACGAAGAGCUUUUCCAGCACGCUCGAAAGAGGGUCAUUGCCACAUUUCAGAACAUUGCCUUUUAUGAGUGGCUGCCGGCCUUUUUGGGAACACAAGUGACUUCUUAUCCAGGUUAUCAGAAGUAUGUUGAUCCAGGGAUCUCAGUGGAGUUUGAAGCUGCUGCAGUGAGGUUUGGACUGACUCUUGCGCCACCUGGUGUAUAUAAGAGGAACAGGACGUGUCACUACAGAAGUGUUGUGAACGAUGAUGCCAGUAAAUCUCCAGGCCUGCGUUUAUGCAACACCUUCUGGAACCGAAAUAAUCCACACCUGCAGUACAGUCUGGAUGUGGAUGAGUUAAUAAUGGGAAUGGCUUCCCAGAUUGCUGAGCGAGAGGACAACAUCAUUGUUGAAGAUUUGAGAGACUACAUGUACGGGCCACUACGGUUCUCGCGCUCUGAUGCAGUGGCGUUGACCAUCCAGAGGGGGCGUGAUUUUGGGCUUCCCAGCUAUAACCAGAUCAGAGAGGCCCUCAACAUGGCACCAGUCAACAGCUGGGAACAGAUCAACCCUAAACUCAAGGACACAAAGGUGUUAAAGGAGCUGGCGGACCUGUAUGAGAAUGAUAUCUCCAGACUGGAGCUGUUUGUUGGUGGCCUGCUAGAAACGCAGGAAGGUCCAGGUCCAGUGUUUUCCACCAUAAUCCUGGACCAGUUUGAGCGGAUAAGAAAUGCAGAUCGCUUCUGGUUUGAGAACAGGCAAAACGGAUUGUUCACUGAAGAGGAGAUCAAAGCCAUACGUAACACCACAUUUCAUGAUGUGCUUUUGGACAUCACCAGCGCAGAAAAGGGAGACAUCCAAAGAAACGUUUUCUUCUGGAUGAAUGGUGAUCCCUGCCCUCAGCCUCAGCCAAUCAGAGCCUCUGAUCUUCAACCCUGCACAAAGGCUUUCUCUAUGAGUUAUUUCGACAACAGCAGCAAAGUUGGCUUUGGUGUAACUGUUGGGGUGCUCUUCCUGUUUCCUGUUGUAAGCUACAUCGUAGCAUCUGUAGUUGCUCAAGUUCGGACAGCCAGAUUUAGGCGAUUCCAGCAGAAGCGCAGAGGAUCCACUAAGCACAAGGAACCUGCUUACGGAACCGUUGCCAGUGAGUGGUUGGGUCACAAUACAGCACCUCGACAAGUUACUCUUGCGUUCAGUGAGAAGAAAGUUUUCCAGACCUUCGAUGAGAACGGCUCCCCUCUCAGCUCUCACAGCCUCGGCAAUCAUGACCACCUGAACGUGAUCAUAUCCAAUGACCAUCAGCACCGCGCUCUGCUCCUGAAGAUCCCCAAAGAGUACGAUCUGGUUUUGUUCUUUGAGGAUGGUGUCCAGAGGUCCGAGUUCCUGAGUCUCCUGCGCUCUGAGCUGGAGGGCAGAAUUCAGAGUUUAACUGUGAUGGAAAAGAGUGAAAAAGAGAUGCUCAGUGAUGCAGUGACCAGAGAACAGAGGGGGAAGAUCGUGGAGACCUUCUUCAAGCAUGCUUUUUCAAAGGUUUUGGACAUUGAUAAAAGUGAUGCAGGAGACCUGAGCAGCAGAACCAGAGAAGCACUACAGUGUGAGCUGACCCGAGCUGAGUUUGCCAGUGUGCUCGGGCUAAAGCCUGACUCGCUCUUUGUGGAGUCCAUGUUUACACUGGCUGACAAGGACGGUAACGGAUACCUUUCCUUUCAGGAGUUCCUGAAUGUUAUUGUCAUUUUCAUGACAGGUACUUCCGAAGAGAAAUCUAAGCUUCUGUUUUCCACACAUGACAUUAAAGGAGACGGCUUCUUGUCCAAGGAAGAGUUCACUUCUUUACUGAGGUCUUUCAUUGAUAUCUCUGGUGCUCUGUCUAAGAGUCAGGCUGACGAUGGAAUCGCUGCUAUGCUUCAGACGGCUGGUCUUUACAACAAAGAUCGCUUCUCCUGGGAGGAUUUUCACUUUCUGCUGCGGGACCAUUCAGCUCAGCUCAAUAUUAAAGGCAUGGAAGUACUUGGUAAGAAAAAACUAGCCAGACAGCAAAAGAUGUCUUUCAUCAAGAAAAACAGUUCUUCAUCGGUGGAGGAGCUUAGUCACACACCUGAGGAGGAGCACGGACAAGAACUUCGUCAAAGGCAGACCAAGAAAGCUGGACAAACCCAGGCCAAGGUGUACGUCAGGCCUCAGAGAGAGCGAUUCAACAGAAACCCAGUGCAGCAGUGUGUCCAGCAGUUCAAACGCUUCAUAGAAAACUACAGAAGACACAUCGUCUGCGCAGUGGUCAUCUACGCCAUCACCGCCGGUCUCGCUCUGGAAAGAUGCAUCUAUUAUGGUUUACAGGCUCACUCCAGUGGCAUCCCGGAGACCUCUAUGGUGGGUGUGUUGGUGUCUCGCGGCUCAGCAGCCGCCAUUUCCUUCCUGUUCCCCUACAUGCUGCUGACUGUGUGCCGAAACCUGAUCACCAUGUGCAGAGAGACGUUUCUCAACAGAUACAUCCCAUUCGACGCUGCCAUCGACCUGCACCGCCACAUGGCUUUCACCGCAUUAAUUCUCUCAGUUGUUCACAGUUUGGGUCAUUUGGUCAACGUCUACAUAUUCUGCAUCAGUGACCUCAGCAUUCUCGCCUGCCUGUUUCCUAAAGUGUUCUCCAACAAUGGGUCUGAGCUUCCAAUGAAAUGGACCUUCUGGUUUUUUAAGACUGUUCCUGGUAUCACCGGGGUCAUUUUGCUGUUGAUUUUUGCAUUUAUGUACGUCUUCGCCUCGCACUAUUUCAGACGGAUCAGCUUUAGAGGAUUCUGGAUCACACACCACCUUUAUGUGCUCGUCUAUGUGCUGACGGUGGUCCACGGCAGUUAUGGUCUCCUCCAGGAACCACGUUUCCACAUCUACCUUAUCCCGCCUGGUCUGCUCUUUCUGCUGGACAAACUCAUCAGCCUGAGCCGGAAGAAGGUGGAGAUCCCAGUGCUGAAAGCAGAGCUGCUGCCCUCAGAUGUGACAAUGCUGGAGUUCAAGCGUCCGCAGGGUUUCGUGUACCGCUCGGGACAGUGGGUGAGGAUCGCCUGCCUGGCCCUGGGCACAGAUGAGUACCACCCAUUUACCCUGACCUCCGCUCCACACGAGGAGGCCCUCAGCCUGCACAUCCGAGCUGCGGGACCCUGGACCAGCAAACUGAGGGAGGCCUACAGCCCUGAGAAACACCAGGAGCUCGGAGGACUCCCAAAGCUGUAUCUGGACGGGCCGUUUGGAGAAGGUCAUCAGGAGUGGACCGAUUUCGAGGUGUCGGUGCUGGUCGGUGCUGGGAUUGGAGUCACACCCUUCGCCUCCAUCUUAAAAGACCUGGUGUUCAAAUCCUCCGUCAAAUUCAAAUUCCACUGCAAAAAGGUGUAUUUUCUGUGGGUGACGCGGACGCAGCGUCAGUUUGAGUGGCUUUCAGACAUCAUCCGGGAGGUGGAGGACAUGGAUGCGCAGGAUCUGGUGUCGGUGCACAUCUACAUCACACAACUGCCCGAGAAGUUUGAUCUGCGGACCACCAUGCUGUAUGUGUGUGAGCGUCACUUCCAGAAGGUGUGGAACAGGAGUUUGUUCACCGGCCUGCGCUCCGUCACACACUUCGGUCGGCCACCAUUUUUGGCGUUUCUCAGCUCAUUACAGGAAGUUCAUCCAGAGGUGGAGAAGAUCGGUGUGUUCAGCUGCGGUCCUCCUGGGUUGACCAAAAACGUGGAAAAGGCCUGCCAACAAAUGAACAAACGCGACCAGGCGCACUUUGUUCACCAUUAUGAGAACUUCUAGAAUUGUCUGUGUGAAUUAUAUAAGGUAGAACUGACAAUGAAUCAUUGAAUCAUCAUUACUAAUUCAUUUUAUAAUGGCUGGAGUCAAUUAUUGUAUUUUAAACAGCCUGAGUUAUCAUUACUACUGAGCUCAUGUGGAAUAAUAAUGCAGUCAGCUGAUCAGAGGCAUUCACUUUUAGUAGCAGAUAUGAAACAAAUCUUAAUCACACUUUGUUUGUUUUCAUGU
This is a messenger RNA of Danio aesculapii, 4764 nucleotides long. RefSeq names its product dual oxidase (gene duox). Gene Ontology annotation, molecular function: heme binding; peroxidase activity; calcium ion binding. The transcript has 33 exons. Gene Ontology annotation, biological process: defense response; superoxide anion generation; response to oxidative stress. Gene Ontology annotation, cellular component: plasma membrane; NADPH oxidase complex. The coding region runs from base 1 to 4539 and encodes 1512 amino acids. NCBI's taxonomy places the organism in Eukaryota, Metazoa, Chordata, Actinopteri, Cypriniformes, Danionidae. The record is from RefSeq and is a predicted model, not a curated record.